This is a messenger RNA of Melozone crissalis (California towhee), 5411 nucleotides long. It is a transcript of the gene CUL4B, whose product is annotated as cullin 4B. Gene Ontology annotation, biological process: protein ubiquitination; DNA damage response; ubiquitin-dependent protein catabolic process. Gene Ontology annotation, molecular function: ubiquitin protein ligase binding. The transcript has 20 exons. Gene Ontology annotation, cellular component: Cul4B-RING E3 ubiquitin ligase complex. The coding region runs from base 624 to 3287 and encodes 887 amino acids. Lineage: Eukaryota; Metazoa; Chordata; Aves; Passeriformes; Passerellidae. The record is from RefSeq and is a predicted model, not a curated record.
GAUGCGCCGCCAUUUUUGCGCUCCCUCUGCCGUGCAGUGACAAUAACAACCCGGCCGGGCCGUCCCCCCUCAGGGAGCGCGGGCACAGGCGGAGAGGGGGGAGCGGGGCCCGAGCGGAGCGGCCGCGGGGCGGAGCGGAGCGGGAGCCGUGUGGGGCGAGCGGCUGUAGCCGAGGCGAGAGAGAGCCGCGCUCAGCCCUCCUCGCUGCUGCUCGGCGAAGACGAGGCGGCCGGAGCAGGAGGGGAGCGCAAGGAGAAGCCGGGGCAGCGGGCGGCUUUCCGUGGGGAAUUCUGCGGCUGGAAAGGAGAAUUGAAAGGAACUGGUGGGCGGCGAGAGGCAGGAACGGAAACGCUCCGCUGGGAAAGGAGUAAAAGCAGAAAGGCAGCGACAAACUACGAGAAGAACCAAAGUAAUAAAGGAAAGGGGAAGAGGAGAUAAAGUGAUUGCUCCGAUAAAGAAGAACGCGGAGGAGAAGGAAUACGGAAGGACUCUGCUGAUGAGAAGGAGGAGUUGAAAGACCCCCCCCAAAGACAGCAAACAGAGACUGACUCUCAAACUCUCCCCCUCUCUUUGUCACACCACAAGGAUUUGAUGCCCCUCAGCCUGUUCACUUCUGUGUGUUCAUGUUUCCCACAGGUUUCUCUUCCCCCAACCCCCCAGCUGCAGCCCAGGAGGUCAGACCUGCCACUGAUGGUAACACUAGCAGCAGCUCCUCCUGCAAGAAGAGAAAGUUAAAUAACAGCAGCAACAGUAAUUCCGAAAAAGAAGAAUUUGAUUCCAUUUCCUCCUGCACCUCUUCUCCUUCCAAAAACACCUCCUCAUCAUCUUCCUCUGUCAUCACCACUUCCUCGUGCUCCUCCUCAGGGGUUGCUUCCUCCAACCAUCACCUCCAGAAGAAGCUGCGCUUUGAGGACUCCGUGGAUUUUAUUGGACUCGAUGUGAAGAUGGCUGAAGAGUCUUCUUCCUCCUCCUCUCCUGCUGCUUCUUCUCAGCAGCAGCACCAGCAACAGCUUAAAAAUAAAAGCCUUUUAAUUUCGUCAGUGGCUGUGGGGCACCAUGCAAAUGGCCUGACCAAAGCUGCCUCCUCUACUGUUUCCAGUUUCGCCAACAGUAAACCUGGCUCUGCCAAGAAAUUAGUGAUCAAGAACUUUAAAGAUAAACCCAAAUUGCCUGAAAACUACACAGAUGAAACCUGGCAAAAACUGAAAGAAGCUGUAGAAGCUAUCCAGAACAGUACUUCAAUUAAGUACAAUUUAGAAGAGCUCUAUCAGGCUGUUGAAAAUCUCUGCUCCUACAAGAUCUCUGCAAAUUUGUACAAACAAUUGAGGCAGAUCUGUGAAGACCACAUUAAAGCACAAAUUCACCAAUUCAGAGAGGAUUCAUUGGAUAGUGUCCUUUUUCUAAAGAAAAUAGACAAAUGCUGGCAAGAUCACUGCAGACAAAUGAUUAUGAUCAGAAGUAUCUUUCUGUUCUUGGAUCGAACUUAUGUCCUGCAGAAUUCAAUGCUGCCAUCUAUUUGGGAUAUGGGACUAGAAUUGUUCAGAACUCAUAUAAUCAGUGAUCAGAAGGUUCAGAACAAAACUAUUGAUGGCAUUCUGCUGCUGAUUGAGAGGGAAAGAAAUGGUGAGGCCAUUGACAGGAGUUUACUGCGAAGCCUUCUGAGCAUGCUUUCUGACCUGCAGAUUUAUCAGGACUCUUUCGAGCACAGAUUCUUGGAAGAGACCAAUCGCCUGUAUGCAGCAGAGGGCCAGAGGCUGAUGCAGGAGCGAGAGGUUCCAGAAUAUCUUCACCAUGUCAACAAGCGCUUGGAAGAAGAAGCAGACAGAAUAAUCACUUACUUAGAUCAGAGCACACAGAAGCCACUAAUUGCUACUGUAGAAAAGCAACUUCUAGGUGAACAUUUAACAGCCAUUCUUCAGAAAGGUCUAAAUCACCUUCUUGAUGAAAACAGAAUUCAAGACCUUUCUCUUCUGUACCAGUUAUUCAGUCGUGUGAGAGGUGGAGUCCAGGUUCUCUUGCAGCACUGGAUUGAAUACAUCAAGGCAUUUGGUAGCACCAUAGUAAUUAAUCCUGAAAAAGACAAAACCAUGGUCCAAGAACUUCUUGAUUUUAAAGACAAAGUUGACCAUAUUAUUGAUGUUUGCUUUCUCAAGAAUGAGAAGUUUGUAAAUGCCAUGAAAGAAGCCUUUGAAACAUUCAUUAACAAAAGACCAAAUAAGCCAGCUGAACUCAUAGCUAAAUAUGUAGAUUCAAAGCUUCGUGCAGGCAACAAAGAAGCUACUGAUGAAGAACUUGAAAAAAUGCUGGAUAAAAUUAUGAUCAUAUUUAGAUUCAUAUAUGGAAAAGAUGUCUUUGAGGCCUUUUAUAAAAAAGAUCUAGCAAAGAGACUAUUAGUUGGGAAGAGUGCAUCAGUAGAUGCUGAAAAAUCUAUGCUUUCUAAACUCAAACAUGAAUGUGGAGCUGCUUUCACCAGCAAACUUGAAGGAAUGUUUAAAGAUAUGGAGCUUUCAAAAGACAUAAUGAUACAAUUCAAACAGUAUAUGCAAAAUCAGAAUGUCCCUGGCAACAUUGAACUAACAGUGAAUAUUCUGACUAUGGGAUACUGGCCAACCUAUGUGCCUAUGGAGGUCCACCUGCCCCCAGAGAUGGUAAAACUGCAGGAGAUUUUCAAGACCUUUUAUUUAGGAAAACACAGUGGUAGGAAACUCCAGUGGCAGUCAACACUAGGACACUGUGUGCUAAAAGCAGAAUUUAAAGAGGGCAAAAAAGAACUUCAGGUCUCCCUGUUCCAGACACUGGUGCUGCUCAUGUUUAAUGAAGGAGAGGAGUUCAGUUUAGAGGAGAUAAAGCAAGCCACUGGGAUAGAGGAUGGAGAGCUGAGAAGGACACUUCAAUCUCUGGCUUGUGGCAAAGCCAGAGUACUGACUAAAAGCCCCAAAGGCAAAGAUGUGGAAGAUGGUGAUAAAUUCACAUGUAAUGAUGAUUUCAGACAUAAGCUCUUCAGGAUAAAAAUCAACCAAAUUCAGAUGAAAGAAACGGUGGAGGAGCAGGCAAGCACUACAGAGAGGGUGUUCCAGGACCGGCAGUACCAGAUCGACGCCGCCAUUGUGCGGAUCAUGAAGAUGCGCAAGACGCUGAGUCACAACCUGCUCGUGUCAGAGGUCUACAACCAGCUGAAAUUCCCAGUCAAGCCUGCUGACCUUAAGAAGAGAAUAGAAUCCUUGAUUGACAGGGACUACAUGGAAAGAGAUAAAGAAAACCCGAAUCAGUACAACUAUAUUGCAUAAACAUAUGUUGGCCUUUGUUUUACUGCACACUUGGUGUCCUACACAGUUGCCAGUGGAUAAAGUAGCCUCUUGAUCCCGUUAAUUGACUUUUUAUACUACCGAUGAUUGAAUGAAAGCAGUGUAAUGGAAAAGUAUAGUAGAGUGGACUUCUUUCAGUGGUUAACAUGCCCAUUUAAAGAGUAAUAUUUACAUUUUAAGAAGAAUGCUGUUGAACUCUUUGCAUGUUAUUUAGUAAGAUGUGCAGAAAGCUGAAAGAAAGUACCUGGUCUUUCUGAUUCCAUUUGUCUCUGGGUCUGAAGGGGAGUCCCUUGAUAUAUGACAGAUAUCUUUCACAUCUUUAAAUGGAAACAGAAGGUUCAUUAAUGUAAGAAAAUAGCCUUUAAAAUGCUUAAACUGCAUGCAAACUUUUAAUUUACUGUACAGAAUGCAUUUCAGUUAUACAUACCAUUGGUUUGGUUGAUGCCCACACUUGGAUUUGUUUCUCUUGAGGGGGGAAAAUGAGGAAUAAGCCAAGCUAUGCUUAUUGCUGAUCUAAAGGGAAAUAUUCUUGGUUGCAAUUAAGACAAAAUGGUGCCAUUAUAAAAGGAGUGUAAAGUUUGCAGUGUGGGCAUAUGUACUGUAUAUACAAACACCAUUCUUAAAUAACUGCUACAACAAAACAAGUUCAGAUUAGAUUUAUAUGGCUUGCCUAUGAGACUUGGUGUUCACCUUUGGGAAUUUUAAGCAUAAAACAGCCAUAAUGGAAGAAGUGACAGUUUUUACUAGUCAUGGGUAGGAGGCCUUCACCUCUUGGCAGCAAUACUCUAGAAUAAAGAUGACAAGCCACACUGUUAUUGUGGUAAAGCUGUAAGAACAAAAACUGCAAGUGGAUUUUAAUACUUGUUUUGCUUUGCAACAUUCUAAACUUGAACUAACCUCAAGGUUUAGACAGGGCAGCUCUUCUAAGACUGCCCUGCUUUGGAUUGCUUUAACUUAAAGCUUUAAGAACUCAGCCCUAGAGCCUAGCAGGCCUCCUAGAACCCAGAAGCCUACCUCUCAUAUAGUAAGUUAAGUAUUGCUACAAGGCAUCUAAAAUAUAUUUUCUUAGAUGGCCAGAGAGCAUUCUUUGCAUCUUUAUAAGACAUGGGAGAGUAAGUCACUUGAAUGUAGAGCUUUGUUUCAACAAAAUACAUUUUUUUAUUGCUUAUAGCAGCAUGUACCAGGAAUAUAUGGGAAAAAAAAAGGUGUCAGCAGAAAAGGAACUCCUCCACGUAUCCCAGUUCUUCCUUACCCAGCCAGGCUUUGUACCUAUGAUCAGCUGCAUUGCAGAGCACAAUGAAAAACCUCAUCCUCUUUCAGGCACUGAUAGUCCUGGGGAAUACCAGAUAUCUCUUGGAAGCAAGAUGUUACUUUUGUUUAGUGGCAGUGUAACUUAGCUCUCUCUAACUCUAACUUCUAUCACUGUGAUCCCACAUUCAGGGGUGUGCAUGUGAGAGUGUGUGUGUGUUUUCUAUCUGACACAUCCCAUCCUUAGUGCUUUUUUUUUUAUCUGCUGUUUAAUUCCAUAUAUUCUCCAGCCAUGUUUUCUCUCAGGCUCUUUUGUAUGCAGUCCUCAGCUGACAGAUUAAACAAAUGUGGGUGGUUUUUCCCCUACUAAAUUAUUUGCAGUCACCCUCAACUAACCAUCAUACAGCUCUUUGUGAUCUGCAGAAAAUCUGCCUUGCCCCUUGACACUAUUGCAGCAUAACCACUGGUAGACAUCCAGGGCCACCCCUGCCUCUGUGAGACAAAUACUGACAGUAGAGUUAUGUGGGAAGAACCUUGGAGACUCCUCCUGCAAAUCUUCAAGUGUUAGCUCAAAUAGAGAUCCACUGGGGAGGAAAGAAUGCCUCCCACCAUAAAAAAAACUUGUGUUUCGCAUUCAAUGUUCCUUUUCUUGUAUGUGUUUUGUAUCUUCAGCCAAUAAAAGAUUCCUUUUAAAGAGAAAUGGAGAAGAAGCAUAAGAUUUAACUCUUUGGGAGACAGGAGCUGAUGCAUUGAGCUGGUUCCAUUCAGUCUGUUGUAGCAUAUCAAUCUAACACCACUACACGUGUGAACACCCACUGUGGCAAAACCCUCCCUCAUUACACAAGUGUCACAUUCACU